Messenger RNA from Acaulospora morrowiae, 405 nucleotides. The record is from the annotation of a GenBank genome assembly. NCBI's taxonomy places the organism in Eukaryota, Fungi, Glomeromycota, Glomeromycetes, Diversisporales, Acaulosporaceae.
AUGCACAAAGAGGUAUCAAAUAUAGUGCGAUUGGCAUUACAUCUUCUGGGAAUGCAUAGUGUCAUCUUUGAUCCUAAUGAUGAUGCUGCACAUACAAUACGAAAGCAAGGAUUAGCUAUCGGUAGACUAUAUUUUGCUAAUCCAUCUGCAGGGGAAAUCUUUUACCUUCAGCUUCUUCUCACUGUUGUUCGUGGUUCACAAUCGUUUAAUUACUUAAAAAUGGUCAAUAAUAUUGCCCACCCAACAUUUAAAGAUGCAUGUCUAGCCCUGGGUUUAUUAGAGGACGAUAAAGAAUGGAUCCAGUGUCUAGAAAAAGCUGCAGGCAUGUGUAGUGACUUUCAACUGAGGUUACUUUUUGCUGUUAUACUUAUACAUUGCACUCCGACUCAACCUCAAGAUUUAUAG